AUGAACGCACAUUUCCAAACCUGCAAAGCUAUCGCCAUCGGCUAUGCUCUCCUAUGCGCGGCGCAUCUGCUGGACCUGAUCACUGAGAUCCAGGGUGAGAUCAAGAUACUCCCGCUGCUGAAGGUCUUAAAGGGAGUGGUGGUCAGUGCGUUCAUCGCCAAAUCUUUGACCGACGGACACCAGAGCUUCGAUUCUUGUACCAAGACGAAAGGUAACGACACGGAUAAAUUGGUGAACGGUUUGAAGAAUAUGGAUGGAGCCCUGGGGAAGAUGAAAAAUGGUAUCUUCAUCAUGGCUGCUGUGACUGCUGUGCAAGCCAUCCAGACCAUGUUCGAGUAA
Sphaeroforma arctica JP610 is the source of this 339-nucleotide messenger RNA. RefSeq lists its product as hypothetical. The coding region runs from base 1 to 339 and encodes 112 amino acids. The transcript has 3 exons. Lineage: Eukaryota; Ichthyosporea; Ichthyophonida. The record is from RefSeq and is a predicted model, not a curated record.